AUGCUAGCAGGCGGAAGCAGUCAAGAUGCUCUUUCACUCGACGGCAUCGGAGACCGGCAAAGCAAAGCAGGGUCCCAGCAGCACUCACCCAGAGCUUCCUCUGCCCUCCCGGGAGAGUCUCCACAACCUUCAUCGUCCAAGGCAUCGGAGAGAAGCGACCGAAGUGAUCAAGCGUUCUGGAACCCGUUUGUCCACAGCGAUAGUGAGAUUGCGAGCACCCACACGCGGUCCGAGUCUAGCGACAUGCCGUUGCAGCCGCCGCAGCCUUUUUUUUCUCGUCCUGGCAACCUUCCAGAGCAGGAGGCUCCCGCCAGGCCGCCUGGUAUCUGGACGAAGCCGACGCAAAUGGGGUCGCUCGAAGGCGAGCCCAAGCUGUCCAGCGACAAGCCUCCGAUAACGGCUCCAUCCCGGCCGCCAGGAGUCUUCCAUGCGCGACCUUCCUCCAGCAGCACAUUCAACUUGAAUGCUCCAGUGUUCGUCCCUCAAGGGCACGCAGCAAAGAGCGAGCCGCCAGAAGCAAACCAGGACAAAAGAAUCGGCAACACGCCAUCACGCAUGCUGACAAGCCCCGCGACGAAAGACUGCCAGGAUGGGGCUACAUCGCCG
Molecule: messenger RNA, 606 nt
Organism: Symbiodinium sp. CCMP2456
Lineage: Eukaryota; Dinophyceae; Suessiales; Symbiodiniaceae
Source: the annotation of a GenBank genome assembly